Molecule: messenger RNA, 201 nt
Organism: Hepatospora eriocheir
Lineage: Eukaryota; Fungi; Microsporidia; Hepatosporidae
Source: the annotation of a GenBank genome assembly
AUGAAAGUGAUGAAAGUAAAGAUUUAUAUUCGAAAUAAUAUAUUUAAGGGGAUGUUUGAUACAGGAUUAAGAGUAUCGUUAAUAAAAUAUGAUGUAGCUUUAGAAUGUGAAUUGGAUGUAGAGGAAACUGAUAUAAAAAGUAAAUUAGUAGCAGUAAACGAGAAUGGAAUUAAAGUAAAGGAUAUGUUGAUGUGGAUAUAA